Messenger RNA from Sander lucioperca (pikeperch), 3179 nucleotides. It is a transcript of the gene top2b, whose product is annotated as DNA topoisomerase II beta. Gene Ontology annotation, biological process: sister chromatid segregation; resolution of meiotic recombination intermediates; DNA topological change. Gene Ontology annotation, cellular component: nucleus. The record is from RefSeq and is a predicted model, not a curated record. NCBI's taxonomy places the organism in Eukaryota, Metazoa, Chordata, Actinopteri, Perciformes, Percidae. The transcript is spliced from 20 exons. Gene Ontology annotation, molecular function: DNA topoisomerase type II (double strand cut, ATP-hydrolyzing) activity; DNA binding; ATP binding. Bases 76 to 2868 code for a protein of 930 amino acids.
CUGAGCUGCUGUGUUUUGCUCCAGGCCUUCAGUAAGAAGAAGACCGAUGACAGGAAGGAGUGGCUGACUAACUUCAUGGAAGACAGACGCCAGAGGAGGAUGCACGGCCUGCCGGAGCAAUACCUGUAUGGAACUAACGCCAGGCACCUCUCCUACAAUGACUUCAUUAACAAAGAGCUGAUUCUGUUUUCCAACUCUGACAACGAGAGAUCCAUUCCAUCCUUGGUUGACGGUUUAAAGCCGGGGCAGAGGAAGGUGCUGUUCACCUGCAUGAAAAGGAACGACAAGAGGGAAGUGAAAGUAGCGCAGCUGGCCGGUUCAGUGGCAGAGAUGUCUGCCUACCAUCAUGGAGAGCAAGCUCUCAUGAUGACCAUAGUGAACUUGGCCCAGAACUUUGUGGGCAGUAACAACGUGAACCUCCUGCAGCCACUGGGUCAGUUUGGUACUCGCAUCAACGGAGGCAAAGAUGCUGCCAGCCCUCGUUACAUCUUCACCAUGCUCAGUCCCCUUGCCAAGCUGUUGUUCCCAUCGGGGGAUUCCAACCUGCUCAAGUUCCUGUACGAUGACAACCAGAAGGUGGAGCCCGAGUGGUACAUUCCCAUCAUUCCACUGGUGCUAGUGAAUGGCGCUGAGGGCAUCGGAACAGGCUGGGCGUGUAAGAUCCCCAACUACGACCCCCGAGAGAUCGUCAACAACAUCAACCGCAUGCUCAACCACCAGGACCCCCUGCCAAUGCUUCCCAGCUACAAAAACUUCAAAGGAGUGAUCCAUGAACUGGGUCAGAACCAGUACCUGGUCAGUGGAGAGGUGUCUGUCAUCGACAGAAACACCAUCGAGAUCACAGAGCUUCCUGUUCGGACAUGGACACAGGCGUAUAAGGAGUCUGUGCUAGAGCCCAUGCUGCAGGGCAGUGACAAAACACCUGCUCUCAUCAAUGAUUAUAAGGAAUACCACACAGAUACCACGGUCAAGUUUGUGGUUCGCAUGUCUGAGGAGAAACUUGCCCAUGCCGAGUCAGUUGGUCUUCACAAAGUCUUCAAGCUGCAGUCCAGCCUUACCUGCAACUCCAUGGUGCUGUUUGACCACAUGGGCUGUAUGAAGAGGUAUGAUUCUGUCCAAGACAUCCUCCGGGAGUUCUUUGAGCUCCGCCUGCACUACUACAAACUGAGGAAGGACUGGUUACUGGGCAGCCUGGGGGCUGAGGCCGCUAAACUGUCCAACCAAGCUCGCUUUGUGUUGGAGAAGAUCGAAGGAAAAAUUACGAUCGAGAACAAAUCCAAGCGUGAAUUGAUCCGCAUGCUGGUCCAGAAAGGCUAUGAGUCUGAUCCUGUGGCUGCCUGGUCCAAGUCUCAGGAAAAGGCUCAGGAAGAAGAUGACCAUGAAGGCAACGAGAGCGACAGCUCGGUGGACUCUGGCUCCUCAUCGGGUCCAAACUUCAACUACAUCCUCAACAUGCCUCUGUGGUGCCUGUCUAAAGAGAAGGUGGAGGAGCUGCUCAAACAGAGGGACCACAAGAGAGCAGAGCUGAACGAUCUCCAGAAGAAACACGCCGAAGAUCUGUGGAAGGAGGACUUGGCCGUGUUUAUCGAGGAACUGGAUAAAGUGGAGGCUCAUGAGCGAGAGGAGCAGAGUUUAGGGAAGGCCGUUAAAAUGGUGAAGGGGAAGGUGGGCAAACCCAAAGCCAAGAAGCUGAACCUGGAGGAGACCAUGCCCUCACUGUUUGGUCGCCGGGUGGAGCCUCCAACUCAGGCCAUCAGAUCUGACGCAGCCAAGAAACUGACCAAAAAGAAGAAGAGUGACGUCGAUCCAGCGGUGAAGCUGGAGUUUGAUGAGGAAGGUUUGGGCGGUGAGGGAGCAACGGGAGAAAUCUCUGUAGCCAAACCAAAGGCUCCACGUGUCAAGAAAGAGAAGAAAGAGCCUGGAGCUCCCAGAGUGAGAAAACCCCCAGGACCCAAAGGUGUCCCUGCUAAGAAGGUGAAGAAGAGGAACCCCUGGUCUGAGGACGAGUCCAAGUCCGAUAGUGACCUGGAGAACAGCCAGCCUGUCAUCAUCCCCAGAGAGACCAAGUCCCAGAGGGCAUCAGCUGCCAAGCCCAAAUAUACGUUUGACUUUUCGGAGGAGGAGGAUGACGCCGCUGACGAAGAGGAGAACGGCGAGAACGACGUGGCUUCAUCUCCGAUGAGGUCAUUUAAAGAUGAUUUCCUCUCCUCUGAGACCAAGGAGCGCUACAGCGACCAUCACGAUGACGACGACGACGACGACGACGAUAACGAAGACUCUUACUCUGCCCCCCCAAAAAAGACCACGUCUGCACCUGUAGCUAAAAAGCAAGAGACAACCAGCAUCUUCUCGUCCAAGUCAGCCUUCUCAGAAAAAAGCAAUGACAGUGAUGGGUCCAAGUCUGACAGCGAUGACAACAUCGCCCCGGUGUUCUCCACUUACUCCAGCAGCUCUGCGUUUGACAAACUCUCACCAGCAAAGAAAGCAGCUAAGAAGCCGUCUGAUGCAGCUCCCAAACCUAAGAAGCCACCAGCACCAAAAGCAAAGAAGCCUGAUAAAUCCAUCUGGGACUCUGACUCUGACACUGGGUCCAAGAAGCCAGCCUCAGCUCUUAAAGGCAAAGGCAGAGGGAGGAAGAGGAAGGGCUCUGGCUCUGAAGACGAGUACAGUCCAAUGAAGAAAAUGGCAAAACCUGUCGGCAGAAAGCCUCAGAAACCUCCAUCAGAUGACGAGGACGAUGACAGCAACAGCCUGAGCGCGAAGAGCGCUCAGUCCCGGGACCGGCCGGGACGGGCCAAGAAGGAAGUCAAGUACUUUGACGAGUCAGACAACGGGGGAGAAGACGACGAUGACGACAUGUUCGAUUAAAGCAACACACUUUAAACACACUCUGCUUGUAUGGAAGUUUCCUCCUCCUCCUGUGUUCCCACAGACUUUUGUACAUUUCCUCUUUCAUUUUAUUUCAUUAAUGGUGAUGUUACAAUGAUUUUUAUUGUGUAGUUGUUUUACACUUUUUAUUAUACAUAUACAGGUUUCUUUUUUUAUGCUCAUUGAAAUGUUCUGUAUUUGUCCCGAAGCGGCUUUUAGAAGUUUAGAACGCUGUGCUUUAGCACAUUUUAAUUGUUGAAAUACUAUGUAACUUUUUGAACAUGAAGUUGAAAAGUAAACAAUGAAAUGUC